Molecule: messenger RNA, 1035 nt
Organism: Pipistrellus nathusii (Nathusius's pipistrelle)
Lineage: Eukaryota; Metazoa; Chordata; Mammalia; Chiroptera; Vespertilionidae
Source: the annotation of a GenBank genome assembly
AUGGACAAAUUCCGGAUGGUCUUCCAGUUCCUGCAGUCCAACCAGGAGUCCUUCAUGAACGGCAUCUGCGGCAUCAUGGCCCUGGCCAGCGCCCAGAUUUACUCGGCCUUCGACUUCAACUGCCCCUGCCUGCCGGGCUACAACGCAGCCUACAGCGCGGGCAUCCUGCUGGCUCCGCCGCUGGUGCUCUUCCUGCUCGGCCUGGUGCUGAACAACAACGUGUCCAUGCUGGCCGAGGAGUGGAAGCGGCCGCUGGGCCGCCGGGCCAAGGACCCCGCCGUGCUGCGCUACAUGUUCUGCUCCAUGGCCCAGCGCGCCCUCAUCGCGCCCGUGGUCUGGGUGGCCGUCACGCUGCUGGACGGCAAGUGCUUCCUCUGCGCCUUCUGCACCGCCGUGCCCGUGACCGUGCUGGGCAACAGCAGCCUGGCACCCAGCCUCACCCCGCCAGAGCUCGCCCGCCUGCUGGCCCGGGUGCCCUGCCCCGAGAUCUACGACGGCGACUGGCUGCUGGCCCGGGAGGUGGCCGUGCGCUACCUGCGCUGCAUCUCCCAGGCCUUGGGCUGGUCCUUCGUGCUGCUGACCACGCUGCUGGCAUUUGUCGUGCGCUCCGUGCGACCCUGCUUCACACAGGCCGCCUUCCUCAAAAGCAAGUACUGGUCCCACUACAUCGACAUUGAACGCAAGCUCUUCGAUGAGACGUGCACGGAGCACGCCAAGGCCUUCGCCAAGGUCUGUAUCCAGCAGUUCUUCGAGGCCAUGAACCAUGACCUGGAGCUGGGUCACACCCACGGGGCGCUGGCCAUGGCCCCUGCUAGCUCAGAUGCCCCAGCUGCCACGGACAGUGCCAAGGAAGAGAGGGAGAAGCUUCGCGGCAUCACCGACCAAGGUGCCAUGAACAGGCUGCUCACGAGCUGGCACAAAUGCAAGCCGCCCCUGAAGCUGGGCCAGGAGGAGCCCCUGAUGGGCAACGGCUGGCCAGGGGGUGGGCCCCGGCUUCCACGCAAAGAGGUGGCCACCUACUUCAGCAAAGUGUGA